CUUUCAAAAGAGAGAAGCUGAGGGACAGACGUCAGGCCCUGAUUUCAAGACCCAGGACAAGCAAAAACAAAAUUACAACAAUUUCCCCCCUUUAUUUCUGAGUGGACUACGGUACCACCUUAUAAUUGAAACUUCAAGCUCCAAGAUUAACACACAGGAAGAGAGAGAGAGAGAGAGAGAGAGAGAGGAGAGAAAGGAAGGAAGGAAGGAAGGAAGGAAGGAAGGAAGGAAGGAAGGAAAGAAAGAAGGAAGAAAGGAGUUAUUUGUACAUAGCCCUUAGCCAUUUUCUGACACAGCCCCUCAAGGGGCUUCUUCCCUUGCUUCCCCCCAAGUUUCCCCUGAAGAGAGGCUUCAACUGACAAAAGGCAACCAGACAUGGAAGGGGGCAGCAAUGGCUCCUCAGAGAGCUUCAUUCUGCUGGGUAUAUCUGACCACCCCCGGCUGGAGAAGAUCUUUUUCAUAGUCAUCCUCUCCUCUUACUUGCUGACUCUCAUGGGGAACUCAACCAUCAUCCUGCUGUCCCGCCUUGAUGCUCGACUCCACACACCCAUGUACUUCUUCCUCAGUAACCUCUCCUCUCUAGACCUUGCAUUUACCACCAGCUCAGUCCCCCAAAUGCUGAUCAAUUUAUGGGGGCCAGACAAGACUAUCACCUAUGGUGGCUGUGUGACACAACUCUAUGUGUUCCUUUGGUUGGGGACAACUGAGUGCAUCCUGCUCGUGGUGAUGUCAUUUGACCGCUAUGUGGCAAUCUGUCGGCCUCUGCACUAUCUGACAAUCAUGAGUCCUUGGCUGUGCUGGCUUCUGGCUGCCUUUUGCUGGUUGGGAGGCUUGGGCAACUCUGUGACACAGUCAACACUCACUCUACAGCUUCCAUUUUGUGGGCAUCGGAGGGUGGAUGGCUUUCUGUGUGAGGUGCCUGCUAUGAUGAAACUGGCCUGUGGAGAUACAAGUCUCUAUGAGGCUGUGCUCAAUAGUGUCUCUACCUUCUUCACAGUCGUCCCACUGAGCAUCAUCCUCAUCUCCUACUGCUUCAUUACUCAGGCAGUGCUGAAGAUCGGCUCCGCUGAGGGACAGGGGAAAGCCUUCAAGACAUGCCUCUCCCAUUUGGUGGUCGUGUUCCUCUUCUAUGGCUCAGCCAUCUAUGGUUAUCUGCUUCCAGCUAAGAGCAGCAGCCAGGAUCAGGGCAAAUUCAUUUCCCUCUUCUACACUGUGAUUACCCCCAUGGUAAAUCCUCUCAUCUACACCUUACGAAACAAGGAGGUGAAGGGAGCACUGAGAAGGCUGCUGGGGAGAGGAAGAGAAUCUGGCUGAGAGAAGAAGUGACUCCUUUCUGUUUUCUUGCCUCAUUAUCUCUCCCUUCGUUUUCUCAAUUUCUCUGGCCAGAUGAACAAGUGUAGUACCAACCAUGGUAAGAGCAAGGCUUGUUCAUGAUAGUUCUGAACUGUUGGGAGAUAGCUAGUGUUAUUGAAACGAUUCUAUAUUUAUUUACAGAAAUCUUACUAUGGACUUCAGGUGAAGAGGAACGAUAGGGGCUGCGAAGGUGGCUUAGUGGCAGAGUGCUUGCCUAGCAUACAUGAAGC
This is a messenger RNA of Perognathus longimembris pacificus (Pacific pocket mouse), 1583 nucleotides long. Its product is annotated as olfactory receptor 15-like. Gene Ontology annotation, molecular function: G protein-coupled receptor activity; olfactory receptor activity. The transcript has a single exon. The coding region runs from base 376 to 1314 and encodes 312 amino acids. Gene Ontology annotation, biological process: G protein-coupled receptor signaling pathway. NCBI's taxonomy places the organism in Eukaryota, Metazoa, Chordata, Mammalia, Rodentia, Heteromyidae. Gene Ontology annotation, cellular component: membrane. The record is from RefSeq and is a predicted model, not a curated record.